AUGGAAAUUGAAAUAUCAACAAUGAGUAUUCUUGAAUUUAUAAUGUUGAUAUCGAUUGCAAUUAUUGGAUUUACUGGAAAUGCAGUUAUUAUUUUUCUUUUUGCGUAUGGUGGGAGUCGUGUUAGAAUACUGAGAAAUUUUCUAAUUGUUAGUUUAUCUUUUGCAGAUUUAGUUAUUGCAGGAAUACUUGUCCCAUUUUGGAUUGCAUUGAGAAGAGAUUAUCAAAUAAAUAAAGCAACUUGGAGAUUCUAUACAGCUUUUGACGUCAUGUUUGGAACUGCAUCAAUACUUAAUCUAACUGCAAUUAGUUUAGAACGAUUACAUGCAAUUAAAAGCCCGCUACGUCACUUAACUCUAACUGAGACUCCGUACUUUGUGGCUAUUAUUGUAUCGUGGACUAUUGGAACAGCCUUAUUUUUUGUUAAAUAUCUUUAUGAUUUGCACAGACCAAAUAUGGAUACAUAUUUUUUAGUUUUUACGUUGUUGCUUUUCAUUACUGUGUAUUUGAUUCCAAUUUUAAUUAUCAUACUUGCUUACACUUUUAUUUUCUAUUACGCAAAUUAUAAAAAAAAACAUGUUCGUCAAUCAAGCAUACUUGAACGAAAAAACUUCAAGAGAGAGCUAAAAGCAGCAAAGACAAUAGCGUUAGUAGUUGGUCUGUUUAUUUUGUGUUGGACCCCGUUUUUUGUUGUUAAUUUGAUUUAUAUCUUUAUAUACUUAAGAUAUAAAAAACACACUCUUAGCCACCUAGAAGAUUGGUUUUACGCUUCAAAAGUAUUGCACUAUGGCAACAGCAUAAUGAAUGUGAUUAUUUAUGGAUUUCGUAGUCGAGAUUUUCGUCGGUUGAUUCGCUUCAUUAUUAAUAAGCUUACUAAAAAAAAUAAUAAUGUAUAA
Molecule: messenger RNA, 894 nt
Organism: Hydra vulgaris (swiftwater hydra)
Lineage: Eukaryota; Metazoa; Cnidaria; Hydrozoa; Anthoathecata; Hydridae
Source: RefSeq, a predicted model, not a curated record